AUGUACCCGGAACACCACCAGGUGGUGCUUGGGACCUCUGCCGUGCUGAGGGUGACGUUUGUGGACCUGCAGUCAACUGAAAAGCAGAUCCUGACUAUCUGCCCCCUGCUGACACUGGCUGUGUUGCUCUGUUCAUCAUCCCCUGUAAGUGGAGGAAAAGUUUUGGUGUUCCCUGUGGAUGGAAGCCACUGGGUCAACAUGAACAUCAUCAUUAAAGAGCUUCAUAUCAGAGGCCAUGAAGUCACUAAACUGUCUGAAGCCGAAUUUGCUCUGGUUCUUACUGAUCCUGCUUUUGGUGGCGGUGUCUUUCUGGGUCACAGAUUGGGUCUUCCACUUGUCUUUAAUGUCAGAUGGGCAAUUCAGAGUGAAGGGCAUAACGUAAUUGCCCCCUCCCCACUCUCAUAUAUUCCCAUACCAGGAUCAGAGUUGACUGAUAAAAUGACAUUUAAACAGAGGGUCAAGAACUUUCUCAUAUAUGUCAUAACAUGUAUUCAAUUUUGGUACAUUAUAGAACCAAACUACAAACCAUUUGCUCAUCGUUACUUUGGCAAAGACGUAAAUUACAUGGAGCUGUUUCAAGCAGCUGACGUCUGGCUAAUGAGAAACGACUUCACCUUCGAGUUUCCACGACCAACAACGCCAAACAUUGUCUAUAUGUCAGGGUUCCAAUGA
Cyprinodon variegatus (sheepshead minnow) is the source of this 672-nucleotide messenger RNA. RefSeq names its product UDP-glucuronosyltransferase 2B13-like. The transcript has 5 exons. Lineage: Eukaryota; Metazoa; Chordata; Actinopteri; Cyprinodontiformes; Cyprinodontidae. The coding region runs from base 1 to 672 and encodes 223 amino acids. Gene Ontology annotation, molecular function: UDP-glycosyltransferase activity. The record is from RefSeq and is a predicted model, not a curated record.